Eruca vesicaria subsp. sativa (arugula) is the source of this 384-nucleotide messenger RNA. Lineage: Eukaryota; Viridiplantae; Streptophyta; Magnoliopsida; Brassicales; Brassicaceae. The record is from the annotation of a GenBank genome assembly.
AUGUGUAUGCAGCUUAUGGUAGCUGCAACAUUGAUUUUGCUGUGCACGAAACCUAUGGACGCCAUUGUCUUUGGACCAGUUCCAUGGUUAGUGACAGUACCUUCCAUUGCCAUCAUUGGUAGAGAGAUUACUAUGUCCGCAGUAAGAGAAUGGGCUGCGUCUCAAAACGGCAAGCUUUCCAAGGCUGUUGCUGUAAAUAGCUUGGGGAAGUGGAAGACUGCAACGCAGAUGAUAGCGUUAACCAUACUGCUCGCAAGCAGGGAUAGCAGUUUUGAGAGGCUAUUACCGUCUGGUAUUGGGUUGCUCUAUGUAUCUGCAGGGCUCUCUAUAUGGUCUUUAGUUGUUUAUAUGAGACAGAUUAUGAGAGUACUUCUAAAGAAGUAG